AUGGCAAAUCCCUUCCUGAUGAACGAUGACCCAAUGUCGGGGAAUGAACCGACACCGAACCCGUUUCUUUUCGACGAUGACGAGGGUGCAGCCGAGAAGCAGGACAAUCCGUUUCUACCGCAAGCUGGCAAUCCAUUUGCAGAUUUUGAUGCGGCAGGCAGUGAGGACGUGCCGAUGAUGAUAGCACCGGCAGCUGUUUCCACCGUGAACUUUUUUGGUGAAGAAAGUGGCAAUAAUACCGCCGAAGGCUCUUAUCCGGAGUUGUUUGCUAGCGGCCAUGCCAUGACAGGUGCUGCCGUCCCGGUGAAUCCUGCCGAAUCCACCACAGCUAAUGGUAACACUAACUUUUUCCAUACAACAAUCAACGAGGAGGACGACCUUAUUUUACCAAAGCCAACGCAUCUCCACUUGGGCGCAAACACGACCGCGGCGUUGAUGGACGACACGUCCCUUGGGGAUAGUGACUUGCUGAAGAAGACAGAAAAACCGCACAAACCGCCACCACCGCGUCCUAUUCCACCAUCGCAAGCCACCCAACAGCUGAUUAACUCUCUCGCGGAUCAGUUGGAUCAGACCAGCACAAAUCUGUUACAAAAGAUACCAGUCACGCGCACUCCCAGCCCUGUAUCGAUGCGUGAUCUGCAUUCCCCCAGUCCAACGCCAUUUGAUUAUGGCGAUUUGAUGGACUCCAAUGUUGCUCCUAGCGACGUUGGUGAACUGUCCGCUGAUAAUCCCUUCGCUAGCGUAGAACCAGCGGCGGUUCCACCUAAUAUGGAUGCACCCUUCGCAUCGUCGAAACCGGAGAUGCCGAAACCACCAAGGCCGCGUCCACCACCACCCCGACCAGUUCCGCCGAGAAGUUCUUUGGCAUCCUCGCCCAUCAGCAACAGUACUGGACCCAUUCCCGCUGCAGAACCUGUCAUACCACAAACUGCUACCCAGCCGCAGGAGGCAGAUUUGUUCGACUUAUUCGGGUCCGGCACGACCACGAAGAAGGCUACUCCACCAAAACCACCGGCCCCGAAAACAAAAGAAGAUAUCCUCUCCUUGUUCGCCCAGCCAGCGCAACCAACUACAGCCGCUACUUCUCUUCAGUCUAAAAAACCGGACCUACUGAGUGAUGAUCUGGACGAUUUCCUAGGGGGGAUGCCGUCUGGCGGUACUGGGCCUGAAUCGGCAUUCGUGCCCAAUCUGGCUAAAAAUAUGGCAACUGUUGUGAAUCAGCCAAUGGACUCGGCGGCCCCAACAGCCCAACCUCCAGCUUCGAUUGUGCAAACUCAAAUGGAUGCACCCGAGCCUUUAGCGUCAGAAGAACAUGCUCUUACCAUGGACUCCUUGAGUGAGACAUCGAACAAAGGCGGUGCAUUGCUCGAUAACUUUAUGGAGCCCUCCCCGGAAAUCGUAUUCGAGGUGGCAUCAGCUUCUGAUCCAAUCGAGGGAGGGAAGUCGGAAGUUUCUUCCGAGUAUAGUCCGACCGGAUCCAACAUUACGUCUGGUAACAUGCCUAGUUCUGUCUCCGGUAGUAUCGUCAACAUUCCCACACACGACCACAGUAGCCUACCUGAUAGUGAAAUGCGCAACAUAACUAUGAUCGAAGAAGGUGUUGAUAUACCAAUCGAAACAUCCGACUCCAGCUAUCAUGAGCACAAUCAACCAGAGGCUGCCCAGAGCAUGCUAUUUGAAGACCAACUCUCGACAACAUUCCAGAACGCUGAUGCAAUCGAGCCUCCCAUGGCGAUUGCAAACGGAAUAUCGCAGGUCAAUCCCUUUGCGGAGCCUGAGGAGAUAAAUUUAGUUUAUGACACCCAAAGCACUACUGAACCGGUUGAUAAAGGGUUAGAAUAUGCAAAUAAACUGUUCGGUGCCACCAACAUGGUAAACAACAAUCAUCCUCAAAUCGAGAUGAAUACUACAGAGGCAAGCGAACCCGAUGCUUUCGACUCGUUCGCGGUUAAGUUUGAGGGUAAGCAGGCAGGACGAAUGGGCCAGGUGGCGAGUGACGAUCGAUCGAAUAACAUUCUGCUGGAAAUGGAUCAAACUCUUGAUGACAAACGAGUGAAUGAAGACGCUUUCGGUGGUGAUGCUUGGGGUGUUGGUACGGCGGCCAAUGUAGCAGGAGGUUUUGAUGACUCGAGAGCAGAUGGAUUCGGUGCCGACGACGGUGCUGAUGAUCCUUUCCUUAGCAUGAAGGCACCUCCAGCGCCUGAGAGCACACCGUUCGGACGAUCACACUCGCGUGAUUCAGAAGAUGGCAGAGAGUUCAGCGUUGUCAUUCGACCAAAAGAAGGCCACGAAUCCAACUUCUCCGUACUUGCACUAGCACCGCCACCUAAAAGCCCUCAAACAGCAUCCAUGUACUCGGGUGAUUCCUCGCCGCGUGUUAAUCCGUUCGAUAAGAGCGAUGACGGUGAUCCUAUCCCUGUCAGCAUGCCAGACCGUAGCCAACUGGAACGAAGCGACUCUCAGGAGACUCCACCAACGCCGCUGUUCGACGAGGACGUCUCGCAACCGCUGGAAGAUUAUCCGCGCGUGAUAUACCACGGAGAUGGCUGGGAGAUGCAGCUACGCCAGCCUAACAAGAAAAAAAUUACCGGUCAGCGGUUCUGGAAAAAGGUCUUCAUACGUUUAGUUUAUCAAGGGGACAGCCCGGUGUUGCAGCUGUUGAACGCCGCCACCGACAAGGAGUCUUUUCAGGAGCUGCCGUUGCAAGGCUGCUACUCGGUGUCGGAAAUCGGUGCGCAGCAGUAUGACAACUUUGGUAAGAUAUUCACGGUGAAGUUGCAGUACAUCUUCUACAAGGAACGCCCGGGUGUGCGGCCUGGCCAGGUUACAAAAGCGGAGCGUCUGACCAACAAGCUUAGCCAAUUCGCUGCUUACGCGAUUCAAGGCGACUAUCAGGGGGUGAAGGAGCUUGGCAGUGACUUGAAAAAGCUUGGGUUGCCGGUAGAGCACGCACCACAAGUGUCCCAGCUGUUCAAGCUCGGCUCGAUGAACUACGAAGAUAUGAAGCAGUUUUCUGUAUGCAUCGAGGAAGCCUUGUUCAAGAUGAGUGUGCACCGUGACCGUGCGCUGACGUACAAGACUGAGGAGGUGCAGGUGACAGCAGUGGAUGAACUAUACGUCGAACAGGAUGCUGAGGGCCACGUACUGAAACAGAUAGCUCGAGUACGGCUCUUCUUCCUGGCCUUCUUAACAGGCAUGCCCGAUAUAGAGCUCGGCGUGAACGACUUGUGGCGCCAGGGAAAGGAAGUCGUUGGAAGACAUGACAUCAUUCCGGUGGUGACGGAGGAGUGGAUUCGUCUCGAAGGUGUAGAGUUUCACAGCUGCGUACAGCAGGAUGAGUAUGAGCGCAGCCGAACCAUCAAGUUCAAACCGCCGGAUGCGUGCUACAUCGAGCUGAUGCGUUUUCGCAUAAGACCGCCAAAAAAUCGGGAACUUCCGUUGCAGCUGAAGGCCGUGUGGUGCGUUACGGGAAACAAGGUUGAGCUUCGGGCCGACGUGCUGGUACCAGGCUUCGCCUCGCGCAAGCUUGGUCAAAUUCCAUGCGAAGAUGUCUCCAUACGGUUUCCGAUACCCGAAUGCUGGAUUUAUCUGUUUCGUGUAGAGAAACAUUUCAGAUAUGGCUCGGUCAAGUCAGCACACAGGCGCACCGGCAAGAUAAAGGGCAUAGAGAGAAUCCUGGGAGCGGUUGACACACUGCAGGAGUCGCUGAUUGAGGUUACAUCCGGACAGGCAAAGUACGAGCACCACCACCGAGCCAUCGUCUGGCGCUGUCCGCGACUUCCUAAAGAAGGGCAGGGUGCUUACACGACGCAUCAACUCGUCUGCCGGAUGGCCCUGACCAGCUUUGACCAAAUUCCCGAACAGCUGGCACCGUAUGCUUACGUGGAGUUUACCAUGCCCGCGACACAGGCCUCUCACACUACGGUACGUUCAGUGAGUGUGCAGAACUCCGAAAGUGAUGAGCCACCGGAGAAAUAUGUUCGUUAUCUUGCCCGGCACGAAUAUCGCGUUGGUAUCGAGCAUACUACCGGCGAAACGUUAAAUCCGUACCUGGCUGCAACGACUGUAUCAAAGCAACCGAUCCAAGAGGAGCAACCAAUGGCAACGACACCUAUAGCACCGAGCGAUUCGGACUCCGAUUCCAACUGAAUGGAUUGACUUGGGAAAAAUCUUUUCAUUUACGAAAUUCGCUCGAGUUUGGUUUUUAGUUAAGUCGUCUAGGCACAGUGACGCAUUCCGAAAGCUGCUGGCGGACUACCCGAGGUACACUGCAGUGGGUCAACGAGCAAACCAACGUCGGAGUGUCGCAAACACUAAAAAUUAUAGUAUUCAAAAACAGUAUAAUCGCGAAAAGCAACAGGUUCUUAGCGAAACACACCAGACGGUGGUUGCUUAGAGUCCUCCCAAACCGAUGGUGAUUAAACGCAAAACUGAAAUCUGCUAUCCACCUAACGAUAAAUGUACGAAAAAGCUAUUAGUCUCAAUGACGAUAUCAUAACUAAAAUUUCCUAGUGAGCAUCUCAAGCAAGGCAAUAUAUAAUUACUAACGCAUGCCGUGCACUAACAAUGGUCAUCCCACUACGUUGAUUGGAAACUUUUGAUUCUAAAUAUGUAGGUCAGUAAUUAAAGAAGCGCUGAGGCGGUUGCUUCUUCAAGCAUGACAUCCCAUUCCCCCACACAUCUCAUUCGUGAUGUGAUUUCAGGUCCAUUGUGUUUGUUCCUUGAUUUGUUCUUAGGCGUAGGUUAUUUUAUAAAGACAUCCUGCUGCUUACCUCGCAGCUCGAUAGAAUAUUAGUAAAGCGAUCCAUUCCAGCACUAGGCAUGGACAUACAUGUUCCUAGUGAAGUUUAUGUUGAAAACUAACCAAUCCGUGAUAUUUUUACCUACUCGCGAUAAUGCAAAACUCAUAAUCUUUUAUUUGCUCAAAAUUACUGAUAAAAUUCUACUUUACGCAUUGUUUAGCCUGCACAAAAUGCUUUUGGAAAUCUGACUGGCGUAGAUAUUUAAAGUCAAAAGCUCGCAGCACCAUCAAUGGAUGACAUCCGUAAGUCAUAGUACAUAUAAAUACAAUUUAAAUAGAAACAAAUAUAGCUGUUGUUACAAUAUGUUGGAUUGGACAUGAAAUAUAUAAAUAUAUACGCAUGAAUUAUCAAAGAUGCUGCCUUCGAUCAAGAUGCUAGCCUCGUUCCGUUUGAGUGACAAACAGUUUCCAGUAGCUUUGAGGAUAAGCCUGGAUCAAAAGAUCGGUUAAUCUAGAAUAAUCAAACAACCAGAUCCAAUCAAAAUAUGCCGUUUAAAACAACAUGUCUUUUCAAAACGCUAUGGGAGCUUCGAAGUUGCAGCAAAGAAAAAGGAAUGUUGCGUCCAAAUACAAACUUUUGUUUUAAGGUUCCGAAAUAAGUUUUUUACACUGGGGGCAGUCGGUUUGAACUCUUCCGUAUAACUUCUUGUUUGUUAAAUAUGUUUUCUCAUACAAAAAAAAAAAAACAAAUUAAUACCAUGCAGGCUGCUAUAGUGGUGUAUUAGUAACCGUUUUGAAUAGUUUGACUUUAAAGACGCAGUUAAACACAAUCAAUUCUAUGAGAUUAUUAAGGUCAUCAUUCUAGAAUCAUUCCAACGAAUACAUAUAUUACUUACAUGAGUAGUUCUUUGCGUGUACCUUAUUUAAAUUAAUUAAAUUGCCGAUUUAUUAGGAACAGUACAGGCAUAUCUUUGAUUACUGAAAAACAUUGUUUGAAUAGCAAGAAUACAAGAGAAAAACAUAAAAACAUGGUUUUUAAGGCUGCGCAUUUUAAAAAAAAAUAAGGUAUUUGAAUUCAAAGCAGAAAAAGUACAAUGAAUUUGAAGGAAAUCCUUUCGUGAUUGUUUGUAUUAUUAGCUCAACUAUCUUGUAACUGAAUAAUAAUAUAAAUGCAAUGAGAUGGAGUUUAAUUGAAAAAAAAACAAUGCGCAGGAUUAGGCUUUAAAUGGGGUGUAUAAGAAUCCUUUGCGAAAAUAACGAUUUCGUUUCAAUCAGCUCCUGUUUUUCGUUAAUCAACAUUACUCUUAAUAACAAUAUAUAGCUAUGAAAGGUACAUGUUGUCCAAUAUAGGAACAGCUUUACGCAAACGUUGGCGUUUUAUUCCAUACAAGAGAUAGCGAGAUUGCCGUCACCGGUUACUGCACACGUUCUGUUUUCGCAUCAGUUUGCGUAAAGCUGUGGCCGGAACUUUAUCUCUUUUUUUUUAACCAAAGUACGCUUCAUUGCGAUAACAAUAUCAUGUAGAUUGAACGUAUUAAAAUAUGCAUCAUGUAUAUUAUAUAAAUAUUUAAUGAAUGUAAUUCUCACGAACUAACGGACAUCGUUUGCAUUGAUAUUUAAUACAGAACAAAUAGGCAAUUCAAAUAAUCGUAGAGUAUUGCAAUCAUCAUCUCAUCGACGGAUGAGAUCUAGUACGGUUGAUUAUAAUGAUUGAGACAUACGUUUCACUUGAUUAUAAUAUAUUGCAAUGCUUAAUAUAGAUGGAAUAAUCUAUGUAAUUAUAAAAUAUUUAAACAAUGUGGAGAAACCCUGUAUAAAUUUGUGUAUAAAUACAUAUAUACAAAUAAUAUAUAUUUAUUUAUUUAUAUGCAUGAAUAAAUGUAUAUUAGCAUGUAUAUAUUUAAAUAUACAUACAUGGAAACUUACUUGAAGCAAAUAAAUGAUAACAAGUGCAUAA
This is a messenger RNA of Anopheles coustani, 6701 nucleotides long. RefSeq names its product protein stoned-B. The transcript is spliced from 6 exons. Bases 1 to 4152 code for a protein of 1383 amino acids. The record is from RefSeq and is a predicted model, not a curated record. Gene Ontology annotation, cellular component: synaptic vesicle; AP-2 adaptor complex. NCBI's taxonomy places the organism in Eukaryota, Metazoa, Arthropoda, Insecta, Diptera, Culicidae. Gene Ontology annotation, biological process: clathrin-dependent endocytosis; regulation of endocytosis; synaptic vesicle endocytosis. Gene Ontology annotation, molecular function: clathrin-cargo adaptor activity.